Molecule: messenger RNA, 1392 nt
Organism: Priapulus caudatus
Lineage: Eukaryota; Metazoa; Priapulida; Priapulimorpha; Priapulimorphida; Priapulidae
Exons: 9
Coding region: 1-1320 (439 amino acids)
Source: RefSeq, a predicted model, not a curated record
AUGGCCACCGGUGGAAGCUAUGGUGAUGAACUGCCACCCAGCUAUUUCGAGGCGGUGAAACUUUCAGGAGCACUAGGAGACAGUGCUGCCGGCCCCCAUCAGGAUGCGUCCGGCAAUCCCUACGUCUUUGCCCCAGGAGAUCCCAAUCCUUACAGGUGGAUCGGCGAGCAGGAGACCGGGGUCUAUUUCAAGGAUUUUGUCCCGACAUCAGUGGAUCCAUAUAACCUCGCAUCCAACGAGCCGUUUAAUAAGCAGGUUGAGGGGGCUAAUGAUUGGUUGUCACAACAGCCGGAUAUUGUAAUUGUAUCAUGUGAAACUGUCGAGUUCAAGGUGAGGAGUUCGGGCAAGAUCGAUCUCCAGCGCACCAACUACCGGGAAAGCGACGAUGGUCGAACAGUCAUUGCAUACGGUCUAAGGCUGUGGCUGCGUUCGCCUGGGAAGCAGGAGGGUCGGCAUGGACCCCAGAUUUCGUACAGAGACAUCAUACCAGCGACAAGUUACUCGCCUGAUCACAGCGGGGAAGAUGAAGAUCUGUCGAUGGCACUGUUGCAGUCGUGUGAUCAGUGCACAGACGGUGAGGAGAAGCUACAUCUAUCUGGGGGGAAGACUGUGGACCCUGAGAGAACAGUCAGUAAGGAGAGGGGAGACUCACGCACUGUCUACCUAAACCUCUUCCGUAUCUAUUUCGAGGUGAACACCUCCUCUGCAGCCGUGCAAGGAGAAUUGGGGUUUAAGGACUUCAGUCCAGCUGAGCAUUCACACACCCAGUUGCUGGCGCAGUUAACUCGAUGGCUGCAGACUGGGGAGCUUUCUGGAUGGCAAGUCACUAAUCUAGAGACGGUCACGCAGAAGAUCAAGCGAAGCGGGGGCAAAAACAAGAUUUUGCCACGGCGUGCCGUGUACACUGAACACGGGGAGGCGCACACGUACUACCUCAAGAUCCUGCGCCUGUUCUACGUGCGAUACCACAACCACCCCUCGCCGCGCGACCUCAUCAUCACCUCAAAGGCGUUCUAUCCCAUCCGGGAGGACUCUAAGUUUGAGGAUGCCACGAGCUUGAACAGUCGAAUCUUCGAGUGGACCAAAGCAGCCGGUGCGAAGGUGUUGGCAGUGGAGACCGUGCCGUCGCGCGUGGGGCGCUCAGCCGAGCGCAAGGAAGGGUACGAAGUCAUGCACACGGACAAUGAUGGUGAGAAGGCUGAGCGCUUUGAGUACAUCAUCUGGGUGUACAUUGACGGCGAAUACUCGGAGCCACCUCCCAGUGUGAUCCCUCCGCCUCCAAUCCACCGCACUGACAACACCGAUUGCACACUGUUGUAGCUAUACUACUACUACUACUACUCAGCGGAUGCAGAGAUGCCAACCACUACGAUUUAUCCGUAUUUUAUACGA